UUAUUUAAGUCCAUCAUUUUAUCUGAGUUUUCCAAGCUACUACCUAGGAAAUCUGGUUGAGGAAGUUUUUUUCUUUAUUUUUUCACUUUCAUGGCAUCUUCUCAAUCUAAUGGAGCAGAAGCAGGGGCCUGGAAGUUAGUAAUGGAGGAUGGUCAGCCCCUGAAAUCCUCUGUCGCAGUGAAGCAUACAAAGCUUUUCAUCAAUGGAGAGUUUGUGGAUUCAGUUUCAGGGAAAACAUUUGAAACUUUUGAUCCACGAACAGAGGAAGUCAUAACGAGGGUAUCAGAAGCCACAAAAGAAGAUGUUGAUUUGGCUGUGAAAGCAGCCCGGGCUGCCUUCGACCAUGGCCCAUGGCCUAGGAUGUCUGGCUAUGAGAGGGCCUGCAUACUUAACAAGUAUGCAAAUCUGCUUCAACAACAUUCCAGCGAGCUUGCAGCAUUGGAAACAUGGGAUGUGGGAAAACCUCGGGAUCUGGUUGAUAUGAUGGAUGUGCCAGAGGCCAUCGGUAUUCUUCGAUAUUAUGCAGGGUAUGCUGAUAAAAUACAUGGACUGACAUUAAAGAUGAAUGGACCUUACCAAGGAUAUACAUUGCACGAACCUAUUGGAGUUUGUGGUCAGAUUAUACCCUGGAACUUUCCCCUGCUCAUGUUUUGCCUUAAGAUUGGUCCGGCUCUGGCCUGUGGCUGCACAGUAGUUCUCAAACCUGCAGAGCACACUCCCUUAACUGCACUCUACGCUGCUUAUUUAUCUAUAGAGGCUGGAAUUCCCCCUGGCGUCCUUAAUGUGCUCCCUGGUUUUGGCGAAAUUGGUGCUGCUAUAAGCAGUCAUAUGGAUAUUGAUAAGAUUGCAUUUACAGGAUCGACUCAAACAGGGAGAUUGGUUAUGGAAGCUGCAGCAAAAAGUAAUCUGAAAGAAGUAACACUAGAACUUGGUGGAAAAUCACCUUUGAUUAUCAUGGAUGAUUUUAAUGUCGACGAAGCUGUAGAGAUUGCUUGUGUUGCUUCAUUUAUAAGCAUGGGGCAAGUCUGCAUAGCAGGUACAAGGGUGUAUGUUCAAGAAGGUGUGUACGAUGAAUUUGUGAAGAAAAUUGUAGAAAGAGCGAAGAAGCAAGUGGUAGGUGACCCAUUCAAAAGAGGAGUGCAACAUGGUCCUCAGAAUAAUAAGUUUCAAUUUGAUAAAAUUUUGAAAUACAUUCAAUAUGGUAAGAUGGAUGGAGCGAAGUUAUUAAUUGGUGGCCAUUCUUUGGGUGGAAAGGGAUAUUAUAUUGAACCUACAAUUUUCAUUGAUGUUGAGGACGAUAUGAGGAUUGCCAAAGAAGAAAUAUUUGGUCCAGUCAUGUCUAUCUUAAAGUUCAAGACUGUAGAAGAAGUUAUCGAGAGAGGAAACAAGACAAUAUAUGGUCUUGCAGCUGGAGUUUUGACUAAAAACAUAUAUGUUGCUAAUAGAGUCGCAAGAUCUCUCCGUGCAGGGACUGUUUGGAUCAAUUGUUAUCUUACAGGGGGAAGUGAUUGGUCACUUGGAGGGUAUAAGAUGAGUGGAAUAGGAAGAGAGUUUGGACCUUAUGGACUUCAAAAUUAUUUACAAGUCAAAAGUGUUAUUACUCCUCUUCAAGAUUCACCAUGGCUAUAAAAACAACCUUACAACUAUUUUUCUUAUGUUUCACUUACGAGUUACAUAAUAUGUAUUAGUUGUCUUGAACAACCUACUAUAAUAAUGUAAUACAAGUGAGUAAAUUUGAAAAAUAUAAUUUUAUAUUUUAAUGUUUAA
This is a messenger RNA of Cryptomeria japonica (Japanese cedar), 1767 nucleotides long. Its product is annotated as aldehyde dehydrogenase 1. Gene Ontology annotation, molecular function: aldehyde dehydrogenase (NAD+) activity. The transcript is spliced from 10 exons. Lineage: Eukaryota; Viridiplantae; Streptophyta; Pinopsida; Cupressales; Cupressaceae. The record is from RefSeq and is a predicted model, not a curated record. The coding region runs from base 91 to 1629 and encodes 512 amino acids.